UGUCCCAUCAUUGGUGUCAGUGGGGGGAGUAAUAGUGCCCCAUCAUUGGUGUCAGUGAGGGGAGAAAACAGUGCCCCAUCGUUGGUGUCAGUGGGGGGAGGCAUAGUCCCCCAUCGUUGGUGUCAGUGGGGGGAGGAAUCGUGCCCCAUCAUUGGUGUCAGUGGGGGGAGGAAU
Messenger RNA from Staurois parvus, 174 nucleotides. The record is from the annotation of a GenBank genome assembly. NCBI's taxonomy places the organism in Eukaryota, Metazoa, Chordata, Amphibia, Anura, Ranidae.